This is a messenger RNA of Brettanomyces nanus, 1689 nucleotides long. RefSeq names its product Histidine biosynthesis bifunctional protein hisB (gene HIS7). NCBI's taxonomy places the organism in Eukaryota, Fungi, Ascomycota, Pichiomycetes, Pichiales, Pichiaceae. The transcript has a single exon. Gene Ontology annotation, biological process: L-histidine biosynthetic process. Gene Ontology annotation, molecular function: imidazoleglycerol-phosphate synthase activity; oxo-acid-lyase activity. The record is from RefSeq and is a predicted model, not a curated record. Bases 1 to 1689 code for a protein of 562 amino acids.
AUGCCUAUCGUUUACAUCAUCGACGUGGAAAGCGGUAAUCUCCGUUCACUACAAAAUGCCGUCGAAUAUCUCGGCUACGAAACUCGUUUUAUCAAGCACGGUUCUGACCCUGCACUGAAGAAAGCCGAUAAACUCAUUCUUCCUGGAGUGGGAAAUUUCGGUCAUUUUGUAAAGGAAUUGCGUUCCAGAGACUUUUUUGACCCUUUAACCAAGUAUGUGGAAUCUGGAAAGUCUCUAAUGGGAAUUUGUGUCGGCCUUCAGGCUCUUUUCAAGGGCUCUGAAGAGAGUCCUGACGUUGGAGGCCUUAAAUUUAUUGAUUUGAGGCUAAAGAAAUUCAACGACUCUAACAAGUCCGUUCCUCAAAUUGGCUGGAAUUGUCUUGAGGUGCCUGCUUUGAAUGGAAAGAGACAGACCCUUUAUGAUAUGAAGCCUGAUGCUCGAUUCUAUUUCGUUCAUUCCUACGCUGCCAUAGUUAAUGACGACCAGAUAGCCGAAUUAUCAUCGCAAGGAUGGGAUUUGGCCAUUAGUAAAUAUGCUGAUGAAAAAUUCAUAGCUGCUGUAGCCAAGGGAAAUAUCUUUGCAACUCAGUUCCAUCCUGAAAAGUCUGGUGCUGCCGGUUUGAACGUCAUCAAAGCAUUUUUGCAGCAACAAAAAGUCACUUCACUACCGGAAACUCAAUCUCAGAUGCAAGAAUCUUCCUCAAAAGCCAUAGAAGUUACUCCUACGGGCUUGACUCGUCGUAUCAUUGCAUGCUUGGAUGUCAGAACUAACGACCAAGCUGAUUUGGUCGUCACUAAAGGUGACCAAUACGAUGUUAGGGAAAAGAGAGCCGGUGGAGAUGUCAAAAGCCUCGGUAAACCGGUGCAAUUGGCUGAAAAGUACUACCGCCAAGGUGCAGAUGAAGUCACGUUUUUGAAUAUCACCUCCUUCCGUAACUCUCCCAUUAAGGACCAGCCUAUGCUUGAGGUUCUACGACAGGCUGCCAAGACUUGCUUUGUACCUCUGACUGUUGGUGGAGGGAUUAAAACGGUGUUGGAUUCGGAUGGAACGGAAGUCUCCGCUUUAGACAUUGCCACUCUUUAUUUCCGUGCAGGUGCUGACAAGGUCUCUAUAGGUAGUGAUUCCGUUAAGGCAGCCGAGGAAUUCAUUGCCAGCGGAGAACAUGCUACCGGUAAAACGCCUAUCGAGACUAUUUCCAGAGCAUAUGGUAAUCAGGCUGUAGUUAUAUCUGUGGAUCCAAAGAGAUACUACGUUGCAGACCCAGUAAACUUCAAGUAUAACUUGAUUACGACUGCCACCUCGGGUCCUGAUGGAGAGAAGUACUGUUAUUAUCGUGUCACUUCACAAGGUGGCCGAAAAGUUCACGAACUUGGUGCGUACGAGCUCUGUCAGGCUUGUGAAAAGCUUGGUGCAGGUGAAAUCCUACUAAAUUGUAUCGAUAAAGAUGGCACAAAUUCUGGCUAUGACUUUGAGCUUAUCAACCAGAUUAAAUCUGCCGUCAGAAUUCCUGUCAUAGCGUCUUCUGGAGCUGGUAACCCCCAAGAUUUUGUCGACGUGUUCAAGAACACCAAGGCAGAUGCCGCUUUGGGUGCUGGAAUUUUCCACAGAGGUGAAUACACCGUGACACAGGUUAAGCGGUAUAUGAGAGACCAUGGAAUGUUGGUCAGAAUAGACGAAACUCAAAUAUAA